Callorhinus ursinus (northern fur seal) is the source of this 2230-nucleotide messenger RNA. It is a transcript of the gene CYP27B1, whose product is annotated as cytochrome P450 family 27 subfamily B member 1. Gene Ontology annotation, cellular component: mitochondrial inner membrane. The record is from RefSeq and is a predicted model, not a curated record. Lineage: Eukaryota; Metazoa; Chordata; Mammalia; Carnivora; Otariidae. Gene Ontology annotation, biological process: glucocorticoid biosynthetic process; cellular response to peptide hormone stimulus; cortisol metabolic process. Gene Ontology annotation, molecular function: iron ion binding; monooxygenase activity; oxidoreductase activity, acting on paired donors, with incorporation or reduction of molecular oxygen.
AUGACCCAGACCCUCAAGCUCGCCUCCAGGGUGUUCCAUCGUGUCCACUGUGCUCCCAAGCUAGGUGCCUCACUGGGCUCCAGAGGCUCCGACCCCGCGCCCCGGAGCUUGGCGGACAUCCCAGGCCCCUCCACGCCAGUCUUCCUUGCUGAACUUUUCUGCAAGGGGGGUCUGUCACGGCUACACGAGCUGCAGGUGCAGGGCGUUUCGCGCUUCGGGCCUGUGUGGUUGGCCAGCUUCGGGAGGGUGCGCACUGUGUACCUGGCGGCCCCAACACUCGUCGAGCAGCUCUUGCGACAAGAGGGGCCCCGGCCAGAGCGCUGCAGCUUCUCACCCUGGGCAGAGCACCGUCGCCGCCGCCAGCGGGCUUGCGGGCUGCUCACGGCGGAAGGAGAAGAAUGGCAGAGGCUCCGCAGCCUCCUGGCACCGCUGCUCCUCCCGCCUCAAGCGGCCGCCCGCUAUGCCGGGACCCUGGACGACGUGGUCCACGACCUUGUGCGGCGACUGCGGCACCAACGGGGACGUGGGGCUGGGCCGCCAACCCUGGUUCGGGACGUGGCAGGAGAGUUUUACAAGUUUGGACUAGAAGGCAUAGCUGCGGUGCUCCUGGGUUCCCGCCUGGGCUGCCUGGAGGCCGAAGUGCCCCCAGACACAGAGACCUUCAUCCGCGCGGUGGGAUCGGUGUUUGUGUCCACGCUGUUGACCAUGGCGAUGCCUGGCUGGCUUCACCGCCUCGUGCCCGGACCCUGGGGCCGCCUCUGCCGAGACUGGGACCAGAUGUUUGCCUUUGCCCAGCAGCACGUGGAGAGGCGAGAGGCUGAGGUAGCUUUGAGGAGCAAGGGAAAGCCUGAGGAGGACAUGGGAUCUGGGGCACACCUGACCUACUUCCUGUUCCGGGAAGAGUUGCCUGCUCCGUCCAUCCUGGGCAAUGUGACCGAGCUGCUACUGGCUGGAGUGGACACAGUAUCCAACACACUCUCCUGGGCUCUGUAUGAACUCUCUCGGCACCCCGAAGUCCAGAAAGCACUCCACUCUGAGAUCACAGCUGCCCUGGGCCCUGGCUCCAGUGCCCACCCCUCAGCUACUGUUCUAUCCCAGCUGCCCCUGCUGAAGGCAGUGGUCAAGGAAGUGCUAAGACUGUACCCUGUGGUACCUGGAAAUUCCCGUGUCCCAGACAAAGACGUUCGUGUGGGUGACUAUGUUAUCCCCCAAAACACGCUGGUCACACUGUGUCAUUAUGCCACUUCAAGGGACCCUGCCCAGUUCCCAGAGCCAAAUUCUUUUCGUCCAGCUCGAUGGCUGGGGGAAGGUCCAGCCCCCCACCCAUUUGCAUCUCUUCCCUUUGGCUUUGGCAAGCGCAGCUGCAUGGGGAGACGCCUGGCAGAGCUUGAGCUGCACAUGGCUUUGGCUCAGAUCUUGACCCACUUUGAGGUGAAGCCUGAGCCAGGUGCUGCCCCAAUCCGACCCAUGACCCGGACUGUCCUGGUACCCGAGAGGAGCAUCAACCUACAGUUUGUGGACAGAUAGUCCCAUGGAAGGAGGCUAUCAUCAUCACCCUUUCUCUCAUUGUAGGGAUUUAUUAGGCACAAGACCAAGAGAUAUGUAUUCCCCCUGAGACCUGUCUAUUUGACCAGACUGGUUAGAAGGACACUAGCAAACUGCUUGAGGCAGCCCUGACCAAGGUGUGAAAUAUGCCUGGGCCUGACCCAUCAGGCCCUGUGAAAACCAUAGUCCCUCUGCCUACUCAGCUUUUCUCCUGGUCUUAUCAUAUGCAUCCUCCAAGGGCCAGCUUAGAUCUUAAUAAUGUUGGGUGGCCUGAGGAAGGAUUCAACCACUGCCCUUUUGGGGCUUGCACAGUGUUCAGGAGCUGCUGGGUAAGCACUUAUCACCACGUGAGCUCAGUAAUUAUGCAUUUGGUCUGCACCUGGUUGGUCUUUCCUUCUUGCAUGUGAGCUCUUUGAGAGGAAGAAUGAGACCUUAUUCAGUCUUUAUAUCCCGCAAUUGGGUGAUGCCAUACAGGUUCUCAAAUUGAAUCUGGACCAUGUGGCAGAAGGGAUAAGCAGCUUACCAGCCUCUGUCUACCCUUCUUCUUCCUCAUCUUGACCCUGGCAAGGUGAGUCUGCCCUCACUUGGCUUAUGAUGUUUUAAAACUCUCCUUGACUCUCUGGUCACUAUUAGGGGUUCGCUUGUCCCACCAUUUAGUCCCUGGGCAGACAUCUUUUGGCCUAUA